CGCCUGACGCCUCCCCCGGCCGGCGCGGCCAUGGCGGCGCGGCGGCGGCGGCGGUGGCGGCGCUGAACGAGGCCGGGAUGGCGGGUCCCGGCGCGGCUCCUCCGCGCCUGGCUCUGGCCCUGGCCGCUUUGGCAGCGCUGGUCGCCGUCAAGUAUUACCGGGACGCUGAAGCAGCCCGGCAGCAGGAGCUGGCACUGAAGUCUUUGGGAAGUGAGGGGCUGUUUCUCUUUUCUUCUCUGGACACAAACAAUGAUCUGUACCUCAGUCCAGAAGAGUUCAAGCCGAUAGCUGAGAAGCUGACAGGGGUUGCUCCCACCUCAGAAUUUGAAGAGGAGGAGACGCCUGAUCCAAGCGGGGAGACAUUGUCCAUUGUGGCUAAAUUCCAGCCUUUGGUCAUGGAAACGAUGACGAAGAGCAAAGACGGUUUCUUGGGAAUUUCUCAUGUUGCUCUGUCUGGGCUGAGGAAUUGGACUGCCCCAGCAACCCCUAUGGGCGUGAUGCUUGCCAGGCAGUUUAAAGCCUUUCUUCCUCCAAAAAAUAAACUGGAUCUUGGGGAUCCAUGGUGGAUAAUUCCUAGUGAAUUGAACAUCUUCACUGGGUAUCUUUCCAACAACAGAUUUUACCCUCCACCCCCCAAGGGCAAAGAGAUCAUAAUCCACAGGCUUUUGAGCAUGUUCCACCCACGCCCCUUUGUCAAAACCCGCUUUGCUCCCCAAGGCGCUGUGGCCUGCAUCCAAGCCAUCAGCACCUUCUACUAUACCAUAGCAUUCAGGAUCCACGCUGAGUUCCAGCUGAACGAGCCACCAGACUUCCCCUUCUGGUUUUCCCCAGGCCAGUUCACAGGUCACAUCAUUCUCUCCAAGGAUUCUUCCCAUGUCCGAGAGUUUAAGCUCUUUGUCCCUAAUAACAGGUCUCUGAACGUUGAUAUGGAGUGGCUGUACGGGGCGAGUGAAAGCAGCAACAUGGAAGUCGAUAUCGGUUACCUGCCUCAGAUGGAGCUGGAAUCAACAGGGCCUUCAAUCCCCUCUGUGAUCCAUGACGAGAAUGGAAAUGUGAUUGACAGCAGGGAUCCCUCAGGGGAGCCCAUUCAGUUUGUGUUCGAAGAGAUAGCUUGGCAGCAGGAAAUCCCCUGGGAAGAGGCAGCCCAGAAACUGGAAGUGGCCAUGUAUCCAUUUAAGAAGGUCUCCUAUCUUCCCUUCACACAAGCUUUCGAGAGAGCAAAAGCAGAAAAGAAGCUGGUGCACUCGAUCCUGUUGUGGGGUGCCCUGGAUGACCAGUCCUGCUGAGGUUCAGGGCGAACUCUCCGGGAGACCGUCCUGGAAAGUUCGCCCAUCCUCGCCCUGCUGAACGAGAGCUUCAUUAGCAGCUGGUCUCUGGUGAAGGAGCUGGAAGAGCUGCAGAGCAACAGAGAGAAUGAGUUCUACAGCAAGCUGGCUGACCUGCACCUGGAGAAAUACAACUUCCCCGUGGAGAUGAUCAUCUGCCUCCCCAACGGCACGGUGGUUCACCAUAUCAAUGCCAACUACUUCCUGGACAUUACUUCUAUGAAGCCUGAAGAUGUUGAAAGUAGCAUCUUUAGUUUCUCGACCAAUUUUGAAGACCCUUCUACUGCAACUUACCUGCAGUUCCUGAAGGAAGGACUGCAAAGAGCAAAACCACACCUUCAGGCCUAAAAACAAAGGCACUUAAAUACCCCAUGGAAAUGGCCAAAGACUUCAGAGAUCUAUUUUGAUUACAACAGUUAAGAUGCAGACAGUCCCAGGACUGAGGCUUUGCUCAUGAUGUUGGUUUGAGGCUAAGUUUCAAGUGAUACCAGUUUACAUAACCUGCCCUUUUGAGUUCAGGCAAAUUUUUACAGGAGUGAAAAUACUUGAAUCUGUAAACAUUCUCGGUGCAUAGGCCUUGGUUUGCCACCCACCCUCAUGUUUUUUCCAGCUCCUGUUCAGACUCUGUGGGGAAACUCAUGUAACAGCUAUACCAAGCGUCAUCCAGAAACCCCUGAUCUCAAGGACUGGACUGUGCAUUGAGUCAUGGAGAACAUCACUGCCAUUACGACUGAACACUCGUGGUGAGCGCCUGUGCCCUGCAGUGCAGGUGGGAAGCUCCCUCCUGGUAGCUGGUGUCCUCCACACCUCCUCGCCAGCAGCAGCUCUGAGCUGUAAGCUGCUCUGCAGCUUGGAUGUCAGCUCUUCACGGCAGCGUUUAUUGGCAGCGGUGGCAACCGAUGCAUAAUGGGACUCUGGCUGGUAAAGUGUAGACACGAUCGUAGGAGGUUCAGAGUGGAGGCCUGAGCUCUGGAGUGGCCUCCUCCCAGCACCCGGUGUGGCAUGGCAGGAGAGCAGUCUCAAUUUAUUCAGGUUCUUUGCAUCUGAGGGAGGUGGUCAAGUUGACACAGCAAAGUUAGGAAUGGAGACCAGGGCAUUAGAGGUAUGGUGCAGCUCAGAGGCGUCAGGUGUGGAUUAGAGGUCAGAGCCCCUGUUAGUUCCACCAAUGCAGUACGUGCACCCCAGGCUAUGGGACACAGCAGUGAGCAGUGCCCCCACCCCUUUCAGCCCAGAACCACUCCUGCCCCACCAGCUUGGAGAGCUUUGUUUUCCUAGUGUCUCCACAGAGGUGGCGAAAUGCUCUGUCCAUGUUUGCUUUGAGCUUCCCAGUCACGCUUAACGAUGAAGUUCCCUUCCAGAACAGGAGCUUCAGCGUUGCCCUGAGAGCAUUAACUGCUUGAGAACUGAGCAGUUUUAAAAGCCAGCAGUACUAAAGAAAUUUUCAUACUUUUCCAAAGAAAUUGUUCAGACAGAACACCAUUGUCCCUUAUCUGUAACCACUCCAAGCAGCUCAUCCUACUCUGUACCAAUGCCUGGCUACAGAGUGAGUGUAAUUUUGAGGAGAAGUUAAAUGGAACAGGUUUUAAAGCAUAUCCCUGUAAAUAGUGAGGAGGCAAGGCAUCUUCAGUAAGUGGCUGCAAACAGCCAUGGCUGUUGAUGCUUUUUCUGCCUUCUGAAGCACAAUUUUUUUGGACCAAAUCAAAUGGAGGGAAAAGCCUUUUUUUUUUUUUUUUUUUUUGGUUGGUUUUUCUGUUGUAAAAGUUGUAUUUUCAUUCCUGGGCUCCAGGACCUGGAAGGAACCCCGGGGUGGUGAUUACCCUGUCCCCACCCUGCCCCAGCCCUCCUGUCUGUAUCCAUGGCUGGAGACUGAGCUUAGAUGGACGGACCUCUGCGCUGAACCAGUGUAGCUUCACUAAUUGCUCGAGUGAGAUUAAUUACCCCGGGGAUGUUUCUCACUAUUGGCUUUAUAACUAUGCAUUAGCUCUGCACUUUUUUCACACUCCAAGGGGCCUGCAGUAAUGAUGGGCUUGGAUCCGGAAGCACUUUCAGCUGCAGAAAGUGCCAAAGCCUCCGGGCAGCGUUCGAGACCGAGCUCCUGUCACGCUGGAUUUGGUCUCAUCCCUUUGGGCAACUUCAGCCCGAGCAGAGAGCCAGUGCCUGCCUGCCCCCGGCUCCUUGUGAAGCACAGCUGCAGUGUAGAUCUGCCCUUCUGGCUUUUACAAAGCUUCACCUGAGGUAUUUUUGCUGCCCUUUUCCUGAGCCUCUUGGUCAGGGGCUUCAGACUUUGAAGCAGUGUCUGUCAGUUGUGCCGAGGUGCAGAGUUCAUUCCAUUUGUUUUCCUUCCCACCCGUUUUGCAGCAGAAGGGGCCGGAGAGGGCAGCGGCUGAGCAGGCAGGGAUUGCUUUUGUCUUUCAAGGCUUGGAAAAACGGGCAUGGCAGCGGUUUUGCAGGGCCGGGGAGGUCUGGAGUCGCAAGGAGCAGCAUCCCUCGUUUGAUCCUGCAGACGCAGAGCUGCCUCCCAGACACCGCGCUUGCGCUACUCCCGCACACGAGCAGGGUCCGUGCCCCAACCCGCCGUGAGCCCGAAGCCUUCGGGGUCCCUGCCAGCCCCGUGUUUGUUCUCUCGUGAACUGCCAGGCUCUUGCAGCCCUGCCCGGUUUGAGCUCAGGGUGAGGGGGGUCAGCCUGAACAGCGGCAGAGGAGCCCAAACAGCCGCCGCCGGGCUGGAGCAGUUUGGGGGGACCCGAUCGCGUCCCCCCCAUUAACUGCAAAACUGCCUAAUUGACCCAUCACUGCCCAUUUGCUGCCGUGGGCGGGCUCCAGACAGCUGUUGCCUGAAGCUUUUUGUCUCCUAUUUGUAAACUUAGUAAGUUUGGGUUUUUUUUUUUGUUUUUUUUUGUUUUGUUUUUUUUUUUUUCCGAUAGGUUUGUAGUACCGCGGAGGGGGGAGGAGAGGGAGGAGGUGCUGCUUUCCCCUACCUCCUGUGCUUUGUGACGCUCUGGUCUGAAACCCACAACGGGCCAGAGCCGAUGUUUGUCAGCGAGGGUCCGGGGGGGCAGCAGCCCCGCGCGGUUCGGUGCCCGGUUGGCGUGAGGGGCCCUGGGGGCCCGGCUGUACCCGCGCUUGGUAAACCGUCCCACCUCCC
Molecule: messenger RNA, 4470 nt
Organism: Tyto alba (common barn owl)
Lineage: Eukaryota; Metazoa; Chordata; Aves; Strigiformes; Tytonidae
Gene: SELENON
Product: selenoprotein N
Exons: 12
Biological process (GO): calcium ion homeostasis; skeletal muscle fiber development
Cellular component (GO): endoplasmic reticulum membrane
Source: RefSeq, a predicted model, not a curated record